Messenger RNA from Chanos chanos (milkfish), 1113 nucleotides. RefSeq names its product dynein assembly factor 3, axonemal-like. Gene Ontology annotation, biological process: axonemal dynein complex assembly; motile cilium assembly. The coding region runs from base 1 to 1113 and encodes 370 amino acids. NCBI's taxonomy places the organism in Eukaryota, Metazoa, Chordata, Actinopteri, Gonorynchiformes, Chanidae. The transcript has 8 exons. The record is from RefSeq and is a predicted model, not a curated record.
AUGUGUGUGUCCUUAGAGAAGACAGAGGUGUUUCUGGAAGUGUUUGGGAACAGUGAGAUCCGCAGUCAAACCGAGGAAACACUCAGACAUGCUGCCUCUCAGCUCUCAGCCUCUGUCACACUGGACACACACACACACCCCUGUCUGGACACCAGCCUCCUUAAAUUUAAGGAGAGAGAUGAGCUGCUACGCAUCUUUGGACAGUGGCUCCGCCCUCCCCCCGCCCCCGUCUCUGUGUCUAAAGCCUGGGAGGGGCGGGUCCGACAGCACCUGGGCACACGCUACGACUCCAGACACGGCUGCUUCGACUGGGACCUUGCCAUGAAACUCUACCACAGAGGAUGUGGCGUCAUUAACAAACAGCAGUAUAUGAGAUGGCGAGAGACAGGCAAGGCUUUUGAGUUGAGGGAGGGACUAUACCAGACAGCCAAUCAGAGUUUGCUGUCCACUCGCGUGUUCUGUCAGAGAGGAGACAAGCUGGCAGUGAGAGGCUACUGGGGUGACAUUGUCUCCAGUCCCUACCUGGCUUUUGGCAUUGAGACAGACAACAAAGACCUCCUGAAGAAACAUAACAACCAACACGUUAAGACAGCGCAGGACAUCUCCGUGGCAAAUGUGCAAGCCCUGUUUGAAUCUCUCUCCACUAGAGGGCGUCAUCCUCCGCCCUUGCAGUCGGCCAGUGAGGGCACAGAUUCGGUGAAUGCCUCAACCAAUCAGCUGACCGAAUCACAGUCACAGCCCGAAUCCUUGAUUGGCAAUAUCACGGAGCAGCUAGACCUGAUGACUCUGAAUGGAGUGAAGAUUUCUUUCCUGUCUGUGGACUCCCUGCCCAAACUGCCACACAAGAGCACAUACUCACAGCUGUUCAACACCAUCUACUUCUCAGCCAGCAUGGUUCAUCUGUUAGAUUCCUCUCUGAAACAGACUGCAGCACCACACGCUGUCUUAGUCGUGGAGCUGGCCAAGUACUUGUUGGAUCUGUCUAAAGAGCAUGAGGCUGGCUUUGCCGAGAAAGUGAGAGACAUCGCUGGAGCAGCAGGAUUCAGUCCCACACACACACACACAUCUGAUACCUAUGCCACGUUCACACUGAGUGAACAUUCACGCCCAUGA